Molecule: messenger RNA, 539 nt
Organism: Dibothriocephalus latus
Lineage: Eukaryota; Metazoa; Platyhelminthes; Cestoda; Diphyllobothriidea; Diphyllobothriidae
Source: the annotation of a GenBank genome assembly
CCCUACGUGACACCAGAUAUCCUCCGGCGCGAACUUCCCCCAGAACAGGCGGAGUACUGUAUAGAACGCAUGAAGUCCUACAAGGGCAACGACGCCGAACCCAAUGCGCUGGACUACAGUGCAUUUUCAAAUGCCGUUUUCGGCGAGACCGAUCUCUGAACAUCGCAUGCGCCCCCUGCCAGUGCCCUGAUGACCACCUUUCGGGAGGCAAAGUCUACCAAUCAGUUUCCGUAGGAGCCAACAAUUCUCCGCCUAUCCAGUCAGCGUUUACUGGGCUACAAGUAAACACGCGAGCACGGACGACAAACCCUUUAUGCCUUCAUUUGCUAGACAGACUUUCUAGCUUCUCUCUCUUACUUUACAGCUUUUUAUGUAGUUUACUCAGAUGUACAACAUCCUUUUUGAGUGCGAGGGAGAUAGACAGUCCAAAGCAGCCAAGUCUAUCGCUCGGCUCCAGGCUCCAACUUAUCACUCCACCCCCUCUCUCUCUCCCACACACGCGCGUUAUUUACAUCUCAUGUGAAAUCGUGUAUUAUUAG